AUGGGCGCUUUACUAUCCAUUCCCCUCCUUACGGGUGGCCUGGGAACCCUCGCAGGUUCAUUCGCAUCCGGCUGUAUGGUCUGCAUGGGUGGCACCGCCGCUUCUGCCUUCUUCAAGUCGUGCAACUGCAACUCCUCUAUCGCCACCCGCGUUGGGUUUGGCCUCAUAUUCGCCCUGUCGUCGAUGCUGGCAUACUUGUCCAAGACAGAUAUUGCGAUUCGCCAGCUGGAGAAGUUGAGCUGGGAUUGGAUCAAGAUGGAUUGCUCGGGCGGAAAGUGCUAUGGGCUUCUGGCUACCCACCGAUUCUGUUUCGCUUUGGUCCUUUUCCACUUGUUCCUGUCAGCCCUCCUUAUCGGUGUGCGAUCUACCAAGGCUAAACGAGCUGCUCUUCAGAACGGCUGGUGGGGUCCCAAGCUCCUAUCCUAUUUCCUCCUUUGUUUCCUCUCCUUCCUCAUUCCCAACGAGUUCUUCAUGGCAUACGGCUCCUACAUCGCUCCUAUUGGCGCCUUCUUCUUCAUCUUGAUCGGCCUCGUCCUCCUCGUCGACUUUGCGCACACAUGGUCCGAGACAUGUCUGGACAAUUGGGAGCGAAGCAAUUCCAAUCUGUGGCAGUUUAUCUUGGUCGGCUCGACCUUUGGUAUGUUUGCUGCUACCAUCACCGUUACCACUCUCCUCUACGUCUUCUUUGCCGGAUCAGGAUGCGGUACCAAUACAUUCUUCAUCACCUUCAACCUCAUCCUCUCCGUCCUCGUCACUGUCAUCGCCAUCUCUCACCCUGUGCAAGAAGCCAACCCCAAAUCCGGGCUCACCCAGGCGUCCAUGGUGGCUGCCUAUUGCACAUACCUCACCUCUUCUGCCGUAGUCAACCAUACCGACUCGGCUGGCGGCAAGUGUAAUCCACUGCAUGCUCGGGGCGGAACAGAGACGACCACUCUCCUGAUCGGCGCGCUCUUCACCUUCCUCGCUAUCGCCUAUUCUACUUCCCGCGCUGCCACCCAGUCCACCGCACUCGUGGGAAAAGGCCACCGUGCCGGCGCUGGCGGCGCUAUCGCCCUUCCGAAUGACGUAGAGGACGAGGGGGAGGUCCGGCUGGUGACCAAUCAGCCCAAGGGUAGGAAGGAUGAGAUGCGGUAUCAGGCGAUAUUGGCGGCUGUCAACGCGGGGUCGCUACCGGCAAGUGUGUUGGAUGAGCCGGAGGACGAUGAGGAUGAGAUCGAGGCGGCUAUGGGAGAAGAGAGGGAUGAUGAGCGUGCGGGAACAAAGUAUAAUUAUUCUUGGUUCCACAUCAUUUUUGCCAUAGCCGCCAUGUACGUCGCCGGUUUGUUGACCGACUGGGCGAUCAUAUCUACCUCGCCCGUCGCGCACCCCACCGAGCCCCAAUCUGCGGGACUCGCAUUGGGGGCGUUCAACGAGCCCGACGUCUUCAUCGGCAGGUCGGAGACGACCAUGUGGAUGAGGAUCGUUAGUAGCUGGCUUUGUUUUGCGCUGUACACCUGGAGCCUGAUUGGGCCUGUGGUCAUGCCAGAUCGGUUCGGGGACCUAUAG
Molecule: messenger RNA, 1545 nt
Organism: Cryptococcus wingfieldii CBS 7118
Lineage: Eukaryota; Fungi; Basidiomycota; Tremellomycetes; Tremellales; Cryptococcaceae
Product: membrane protein
Exons: 7
Coding region: 1-1545 (514 amino acids)
Cellular component (GO): membrane
Source: RefSeq, a predicted model, not a curated record